AUGAAGAAUGCUGCCUUGAAAUAUGCCGGUCUUUUGAUAUGGUUAUUAGUAUCUGAGCCUGUGAGAUGUGAGACUAUUAAACGUUAUAUGUUAAAUGUAAGAAAUUCCGCGAUAGGAGAAUCGCGAACUGUACGGUCAUUGUUGAAAUGUUCCGUACUUUUUGAAGAAUCUUCGCAAUAUUUAUCGUUUAAUUAUCGUAAAAAUGAUAAAACGUGUGAACUGAGUACACUUUACCCGGAAAGUUCAAAGUCAGAAUUUGACUGGGCAGUUUAUGCAUCUAUCUCCGGUGGUUAUCACUUGAGUACCACUACCGCCAAUUGGAAUACUGCAAAGGCAGCAUGUGAAAGUGCAUCUUCAAGACUUGUCAUAAUUGAUAGUCAACAGGAGAAGGACAAUUUGCUGUCGUUAAACAAUAAUCAAGACUUUAAUCAUUGGAUCGGACUGACGUGCGAUUUUGGUCGUGAUUGUACGUGGAUUGAUGGCCGUAGAGCUGAUUCAGGAUACCAAUCAUGGGCGGAAGGUGAACCGAACGAUGAAUUUUGUGUUUAUAUGGGUUGGCUUGGCAACAACUGGGAUGACACUAGAUGCAGCCAUAUGAAACUCUACAUUUGUGAAAAAAUCUGA
Molecule: messenger RNA, 624 nt
Organism: Ruditapes philippinarum (Manila clam)
Lineage: Eukaryota; Metazoa; Mollusca; Bivalvia; Venerida; Veneridae
Product: hepatic lectin-like
Exons: 5
Coding region: 1-624 (207 amino acids)
Source: RefSeq, a predicted model, not a curated record